AUGCUGAAAUCAACUUUCAGAGCUGCACUUUCACCACCCAAGAUUUUGGGGCGCUUCAAGAGCGCCUCCUCUCGACUUUCCGUGCAAAAUUUGGACCUGUUUUCUUCCAACACUCAAUCAUCGCCAAAUACAGAUGAUUCACAACACAGGUUUGGACAAGUUGUGGAAGAUGAAUCAAACACAGCACAAGUUCUGUCUAGGGAGAAAAUUCUGCGAAAUGAAGCAAUGAGCCCGUUCAGAAAUAGCGCCGGCGAAGCUUUGCAUGGCGAAAACGCAAGGGAUUCACGACUCUCGCCUAAAACUCUGCGGGCUAAAGCCCCUGGGAAACAGGUUGAACUUAAUCCGCAAGUUGCAACUGCAAUCAGAAACAACAUAUUGAGUCUCCACAUUCCGAACAAUUUGCGAAGAUCAGCAGGCAAUAGCUUUGUAGAGCUUCGCCAAAGUAAACUCCACAGACCUACGCGCACAAGUAUGGAGGUGGACUCCCAUAUCGCUUCAAUCUUUCUCCAGAACUACGGGGCCUGCUACCAGUCGUUGAGCGAACUGCAAAAGCGACUGGGCGGUUCUUUUAGUCCCGAUAGGGUGUUGGACGUUGGUUACGGACCAGCUACAGGAAUGGUAGCCCUUAAUGACUUACUAGGAGAUAACUAUAAGCCGUCUGUGAAAGACGCUGUUAUUCUGGGGCACAAAGAAAUGCAAAAGAGGGCCAAGAUCAUUCUUAGUCGACAAUUGAAUGAAGCAACGGAUACCAUUCAAGCUGAAAAGCAGGCUGAGACAGCUUCAGAGGCACAGGAAGACACUAUUGACAGGGAUGACGAUUUGUUGGGUGAAGUGAUGACUAAAAAGAUCAAGAUCAGGACUAAAUUACGGGAUCAGGCGCCUGAAUCAAGGAACUACGAUCUCAUAAUAUUGACGCAUCAACUUUUAGAUAUAGAGGAGAAGUUCCCGCUCGAAGUUGAUACAAAUAUCACAAAGUACCUCAAACUGCUGGCUCCAGGGGGCCACAUAGUGGUGAUAGAGAGGGGGAAUCCAAUGGGUUUUGAAAUUAUCGCCAGAGCGAGGCAAAUUUCUAUACGUCCCGAAAAUUACCCCAACGAGCACGGAAAGAUACCGAGGCCAUGGGGUUUAGGGCAAGUUCAAUCAAGCAGUAUACUAGGCAAUGAGGUCCCUGAGGAGCAUGAGGGGUUACGUGAAGAAAUUGAGCCUGAAAAGCAAAAUUCAAGGAAAGCAUCUAAAGAUGCCCCGAGCUCGCAAGAUCACACCGGCACUUAUCAUUUGAAGGUGAUUGCGCCUUGCCCGCAUCAUCGGAAGUGUCCACUUCAAAUUGGAAAACCUCAAUACUAUGAAUACGGUAAAGGAAAGGGAUUGAAAUUUUGUACCUUCCAGAAGUCUGUGCAUCGACCUAGGUAUGCUAUAGAGCUCAAGAAAGGUCGUAUUCUUGCAACCCCAUGGCAGAGCAAGCUGGAGCCUGUUGGUAUCAAGGGCCUGGCGAGAGAAGGUACUGGUAGACCCAACGGAAGAAAUUUUGAAAUCUUGAAUUACUCUUAUCUGGUUUUGGAAAGGUCUCAAACUGAUGCGGAGACUGUCGAGAGCAUAAUUAAGCGCAGAGAAAGCUCAAAUGAGGUCUACGAAGUCGGAUCUUUGGGAGAUGACACUCCCGACACAUGGCCAAGAAUCAUCAAACAGCCGUUGAAACGCAAAGGACAUGUUGUUAUGGACCUGUGCGGGUCAUCUGGGCAGGUGGAAAAAUGGACAGUUCCGAAAUCAUUCUCCAAAGAAGCAUACCACGAUGCAAGAAAGGCAUUGAAAGGCGAUUUGUGGGCCCUAGAUGCUAAGACAAAGGCCCCCGGGAUGGGAGGACUAAACGUAAAAAAGCUCGAGAAAGUCGAAAAGGACAAGAUCCGCGAGGAAAGGCGCCAACUGAAGAAGAAAGACCGCGAAAUUAAAGAAGCACUAAAUGAGGUGGACUAUAAUGAUGAUACAACACAUGAGCAAAGUGUUGACGCUUUAGCGGCGAUGUACGGAAACGAAUUCGACCGAACCAAGAAAUGA
Messenger RNA from Lachancea sp. 'fantastica', 2052 nucleotides. The record is from the annotation of a GenBank genome assembly. NCBI's taxonomy places the organism in Eukaryota, Fungi, Ascomycota, Saccharomycetes, Saccharomycetales, Saccharomycetaceae.